Notolabrus celidotus (New Zealand spotty) is the source of this 5610-nucleotide messenger RNA. Its product is annotated as proton myo-inositol cotransporter-like. Gene Ontology annotation, cellular component: membrane. The record is from RefSeq and is a predicted model, not a curated record. The transcript is spliced from 10 exons. Gene Ontology annotation, biological process: transmembrane transport. NCBI's taxonomy places the organism in Eukaryota, Metazoa, Chordata, Actinopteri, Labriformes, Labridae. Gene Ontology annotation, molecular function: myo-inositol:proton symporter activity. Bases 457 to 2322 code for a protein of 621 amino acids.
AACUAACGUGACGUCACGUAAACAUGGCCGCGCACAGAGUGGAGCUGCAGCACUGUAAAUAGAUCAUAUUCGCUUAAAGCCACUGCCUUAAGCCCCCAUUAUGCACCUUUAACGACAGUUUCUCACAUGACUUGAUGCUGACAUCUGCUGAACCAGAAGUGACAAAGUACAGCAAGUCGCAGAAGCGUAUCAUGAGACGAUAUCCAGCUGACAGCGUCGAGUCGUGUUGCUUACUUCCUUGUUUUUUUUUUUACCUCUGGAGCUGAGGACUGAACUUUCGAUUGGGAUAACUGGGAUGUCUGGUACUGUAAAGAAUGCAACAUAAGUCUGUCCUUCAGUUUGCUCCUGCUUUUACUUAACUCUGCUUUGUUUUUGGGAGUUAAAUGCGCAAUGAGAAAAAGCAAGUCUUUAUUAUGAAGGGAAUAACACUCAGGUUGUCAUUGAUCUGCUCCCCUUAUGUCCAGCAGCCAUGGUGAAUACAGUCUAGAGAACAUAAACAUCCUUAUGGGCAGCAGGAACCAGAAAGAAACUGAAGAUGGACAGCAGAGUCUCACCGGUCCUCCAACUGGACUCUCUGCCCCUCCUGAGGAUCUCCUGGAUCAGGACCCCUCCUCCACACCUAAGUUCAUCUAUGUGUUGGCCUUUUUCUCCGCCCUGGGAGGAUUUCUCUUCGGGUAUGACACCGGAGUGGUGUCCGGGGCCAUGCUGCUCCUCAAGAAGGAGAUGAACCUGAGCACCCUGUGGCAGGAGCUGCUGGUUUCAAGUACUGUUGGGGCUGCGGCGCUCUCUGCCCUGAGUGGGGGCUACUUGAAUGGAUGGUUCGGGCGCAGGAUCUGCAUCCUUUUGGCCAGUUUCAUUUUCAGCGUCGGAGGCGUCAUCUUGAGUGUUGCCCCGGAUAAGGAGGUGCUUCUUGUGGGCAGAAUCACAGUUGGUUUGGGGAUAGGCAUUGCCUCCAUGACAGUUCCGGUGUACAUUGCUGAAGUUUCUCCCCCUCACCAGAGAGGCCAGCUUGUCACGGUCAACUCACUCUUCAUCACUGGUGGCCAGUUUAUAGCCAGUGUGGUGGAUGGAGCUUUCAGCUACAUGAGUCAUGACGGCUGGAGGUAUAUGCUGGGUUUGUCUGUUGUCCCGGCUGUGCUGCAGUUUGUGGGUUUCUUCUUCCUGCCUGAAAGCCCCCGUUGGCUCCUCCAAAAGGGCCGGAGUGAAGAAGCCCAUCACGUUCUCAGUCAGAUCCGAGGUACCCAAGUAAUCGAGGAGGAGUACAACACUAUCAAAGCCAGCAUCGAGGAGGAGAAAGAGGCUGGUGGAGAAGGCUCUGUUAUUUCCCGGAUCCUCGGUCACGGUCCGACUCGCAGGGCUCUCAUCGUUGGCUGCGGUCUGCAGAUGUUCCAGCAGCUGGCGGGAAUAAACACAGUCAUGUAUUACAGUGCAACCAUUCUGCAGAUGGGAGGGGUGAGGGAUGUGAAACAGGCCAUCUGGUUGGCUGCUGCUACUUCUGCCAGCAACUUUGUGUUCACCAUGUUGGGAGUCUGGCUGGUGGAGAGAGUGGGCCGCAGGAAGCUGACACUGGGCAGCCUUCUUGGUACCGGUCUGAGUCUGGCUUUGUUGGCUGUCGGGUUCUUGCUCUCUGCUCAGAGUUCUCCUCCCGUCACUCUCCACCCAGUCGAUCCUCAAAACUCAACUUGCAGUCUUUACAGGUCCUGUGAGCCCUGCAUGUUGGAUCCAGGUUGUGGAUUUUGCUUUCUUGAAAACGGCACCACAGUGUUCGACUCCUCCUGCGUCCCCGUCAAUGAAACAUCCAAAGACCAAGCAGCCUGGGGGAGAUGUUCCAACCUCACAGAGCAGGCUGACAGCCCGACCUGGGCCUACAACUACUGUCCCACAUCGUACUCCUGGAUCAUCCUGAUGGGCCUCAUCCUCUACCUUGCUUUCUUUGCUCCAGGUAUGGGCACCAUGCCUUGGACGGUGAACUCUGAGAUCUUCCCGCUGUGGGCACGAAGCACCGGAAACGCCUGCUCAGCUGGGGUCAACUGGAUCUUCAACGUCCUGGUGUCCCUGACGUUCCUUCAUGUUGCUGAGUUUCUCACUUAUUACGGAGCGUUCUUCAUGUACGCGGGCCUGGUGGUGCUGGCUCUCGUCUUCGUCUACGGCUGCCUCCCUGAGACGAAGGGCCUGCAGCUGGAGGACAUCGAGAACUUGUUCAUGGGUCCGCUCUGCUCCUGUGGAGCCUCCUCACCAAACGACACUCGACACGUCCACUACAUCCGGGUAAAAGGAAACAACUACCUCCCCUCUGACAACGAGGCCUCUGAUGUAGAGUAGUCUGGGAACGUUUCUCUCUGCCCCUCUUUUGGUUUGCUGCUGAUGUGGGGAGGAGAGGGAAUCUUGCCCCCUGGUGGCCGUGGUGAAACAUGAACACAGAAGCCUGGAGUUCUCUGGUGAUUGACUUUUACUGACUCUUCCCUCCCUCAGGUGACAUUCUGCAUUCAUCUGUUUUUCCUUAUCUCACCUGGAAUUUGAGCUUUAUUUUUAUUCUUUUGUUCAUUUGUCUUCUUUUCUCUGUAUUACAAAAAGGGAACAUUGAAGCUAUACAUUCUGGAAAAUUUGGGAGCAGAGAUGGUGUUGGUGCGAACUGAUUCAUUAAUAAUCCAGCCAAGAUGAUCAUCUAUAUUUAAGAACAAUCAAAAUUAACUAUCAGGAGCAAAUAGUUUUAUAUUUUCUUCAGCGAGUUCAGAAACUAGUGAAAUAGUUUCUCUCUUCCCAUUUCCUGUUUUUUUUAAACACUAUGAGAUUUUUAUUUUUAUGUAAUGCCAAAAAAUUUUUUGGCAUGAUUCUUUCAGAGCAUCCUCUUUUUUAUAUGAUGCAUGAAAAUCACACUGAAAACUGCUCUUAGCAGCAAGAAUGUCUUUGUGCACUGAUCUUAAAGAGUUCGUCUUUUUAAGUGGGGUUGUAAGAGGUAUUCGUCAAUAGUAAGUGCUUUACCCACAGGGGAAUGCUGGUCAGCUCAAGCCCUUUAUUGAGCUGGAGAACUGAAGUGGAAGCUAUGCUAUUAAGCCCUGCAGACAGGGUCAGCUCUACCAUGUUAUUUAGCUUAAAGAAAGUGUGACCCAAACCUAAAGUCAGUGUCAGUGUGUAUGCUACUUUACUUUGCCAUCAGAAAGCCCAUUCAUUCUUGCACUAUUCUUGGAUAUGACCUAUACAUAUUCCUAUGCCUGCAGCACACUGAUCUGAUAUAAUGUGAGUUAAGAAAUGUUGAACGCUGAAUGUUAUCAUGCUGACAUAGUAAUGGCUUUAGAUUUUUUAUUUCAGCUCAAUUUUCCCCUCAAACAGCUAACACAGUGUAUUGUGAUAAGGUACACAUAUCAUGCAGAACACAGGUCGUGUCAUUAUGUAAUUACAAAACAGUGAGAAACUUACUUUGAAGGUGCAUUUCCAGAUUGCUUUUCUAGUUUUCCAAUUUAACUUCUAAAAACUGAAGAAAGUUGUUAAAACAGUAGAGUUCAGUGAGGAGGAGACUCUGGAUGGUUAGUGAUGCAGACUGUAGCUGUUUGUGAGCUGCUGGUAUCCUCUGAUUCACAAAGGUCCUGAAGCACUGCAGUUAAAAAGUCCCUCUACUGCAGUCCCAGACAGCAGUAGCUACCAGCUCACACAUCUCCAUCCCCAGGCAGGAGCAGGAGACACAGACAUUAGUGUUUGGGAAGGAAGCUUCUUAAAGCUAGCUGAAUUAUUUGAUGGAGUUGACUCUGACUGCAGCAGUUGAUAGCUUAGCUUCCAAGCUUUCUCUUCAGCAGAUUUCUCAACAACAGAGCCGAGCUGACCAGGAUCUCUAUACUGUAUACUUUUGACAGCCUCUUACAACCCCACUUCAGAAAACCAGAACUAUCCCUUUAAUAACUUGCAGUUUCAAAUUCAUGAAGACUUAAAAUUUACAAUCUAGAAAAGACCAUAUUUUUAUGACCAUUUGAAUAUUUGCUAUCUUAUAUGUUUAAACUCUGUCAAAGCACAUUCCUGUUAAAAAGCACAAUCAAAGGGUUUAACUUUUUAAUAUAGGCAGGAGUGGAACAACAUAUCUAAAUGUGGGUUGCUGCUAUUGUGUAAGAGGAAAGUUUUGCACUUUAAAAACCAAAAAAGUGUCUUUUUUUUGUAGAUUUUUGUACGUCAGACUGAUAGAAUGAGUUGCUCAAAUCUUCAAUUUUCUAGCACUCUGCAGAAGUCAGCUCGACACAGUAUGGAGCAAUGGAGGAAGACAGUACCAUAUCCUAUAUAGCUGUAAGUACAGCAUCAAGGUGAUAAGGUGUGCUUCUAUUGUUCUGCUUUGCUGCUGCCUUAUUUAAUACACCUUUUACAUGUUGUAUUUCUUUGUUUUCACAGCUCAAAUAAUGACGAACCCUGAGCAACAUCCUUCUCACUGCAUUGCUCACUUAUGUUGCCACUUUGCUUGUUGCCCUUCUAAAAACUGACGCACAUUCACAUUUUAAGAUUUCUGAUGUGAUCUUGUUUUUAUGCUCUUUCUUUACAACUGAUAAAUGUCCUUUUAAAAUGUUUUAUAGAUGAACAUACGCUAUUUUUUCUUUACAUUCCUUCUUGGAUUGGGGUUUUGUGAAAGGUUUCAAGAAAAGUUUAUCUGCAAAGCACAAAUAAAUCCAAAGGCAGAGGAGCUCCAAACAUAAGAGAAAGUCUUUGCCGUUUUGAAUCUGAGAUUUUGUUUCAAAACAGCGAACGUGCUAUUAUAUGUAGCAGCAUCACGAGUAAAUAUAAAAUAGGUUAAUAAAAAAGUAUGCAUGGGAUGCUGUUACUUGUGCUCCCAGCCAAGAGCGUCUCAAGAUCCUGUCUUCAGGGCUCUAUCUGCUACAUCCUGCAGCAGCAUUGAAUGCACCAUUGUAAGAAUAUGUUGUAUGCAUAGAUUCAUUUCUAAACUGAGAAAGAGUCUUUGCAAAUAAUAUAACUUGGUACACAGUUGAAUUUAUUCCUAUAGCUAGAAGGAGUAAUGUGGCCCAAUCUUCAUGUUCUUACUUUUGGUGUUCAGGUUUCCUACAAAUGUCAGGGAAUGUCUAAAGUUAAUAACUUUCUGAUGAGUUUGGAUAUUGCAAGAAAUGGGGACAUAAAAUGUUACAUAAACUUUAGGCUUCUGAAUCCUUUCACAUGAUGUUAAACUCAUGGGUAGAACGAUAGCAAUAAUAUUUAUCAGGCACUAAUCAUGUUAAUUUUAUGAUAACCAGCCUGUGUUGGAAAAUGUUCAGAUGUUUUAUGGUACAGCAGACUUUAUUGAUCCUCAGUAGGACAGUCAUAAUGUUUUUUAAAGACCAUAGAUUUAUCAGCUUGAUGAGAAACAUGGUGUGUUUUUCAGGUACAUUGAAUGUAUUUUAAUUCAAAAUGAUGAUAAUUUAUCAGAAGUUACAUUCCAUGUAUGUCUGAUUAGAUAUGUUUGAUAUGAUCUCUUGGAAGUAAACAUACUCAAUAAUGAGUUUUUAUUUUGUUACAUAUAAAACUUGCAUUUCAGCUUUUAUUUAUCCAGCAUCAGUGCCUCUGUAACUCAUGACUGACAUCUCACAUAAUCCACAAACCUUGUUUUGAGUAAUGAUUGCAAAUAAAAGUCAUUUGUCAGACGUG